AUGCAUUCUCGGCUUCUCCACUUCUCUCAGAGAGGACUUCGACUUCUCGAUUCUCCAGUUCGUCUCUCACUCUCUCAGGGGCGGAUCUACUUCUCGAGCUCUAGUCCAGUUCGUCUCCAGUUCUCCAGUUCGUCUCUCACUUCUCUUAGGGGCGGAUCUACUUCUCUUACUCAGUUACUCUCCCUCUUCAAUUUGGGCAAUGAAUUCAAUGACAAUCCAUGGCUUGAAUAUUCAAUUGCUCUUGAUAGGGCGUAUUGCUUCCCUUGUUUUCUAUUUGACACUAAAGAUUCUCACUAUCCAGCAUUCACCGUUGAUGGGUUUAAGGCUUGGAAGAGGGUUUCUGGUGGUGAUAAUGUGUUGACGAAGCAUGUAGGAGGCCUUAAUUCUCCCCAUCAUGCUGCAAUGCAAAAAUGGGAUUUAUUAAGAAAUCCUACCAAACAAAUUGAAACAGUUUUUCGGUCAAAAUCUAGUAAGGAUAUAGAGGACAAUCGAUUGAGGCUUAAGGCUUCAAUAGAAAGUGUAAGAAUGCUAGCUAAUCAAGGAGCUCCUUUUAGAGGCCAUGAUGAAACUGAAAACUCAUUGAAUGCGGGAUAUUUUAGAGAAGUCAUAAAAUCUUUUUCAAGAAUGAGUGUAGAGGUUGAGAGAGUUGUUUUGGGAAAUGCUCCCGGAAAUGCCAAGUACAUUAGUCCAUCAAUUCAAAAGCAGCUUCUAAAUAUUCUUGGUAAUAAAGUGAGGAACAAGAUACGUGAAGAAGUUGGAGAUUCCAAAUAUUGUAUUCUUGUUGAUGAAGCAGUAGAUACAUCUAGUAAGGAACAAAUGGCCAUUAUUUUGAGGUUUGUUGAUUGUCAAGGUUUUAUUCGAGAACGAUUUUUUAAGAUUGUGAGUGUUCCUAACACUACCUCACAAACUCUUAAAGAUGAGAUUUCUAAAGUACUUACUAUGUACAAUCUUCAAAUGAGAAAUAUGCGCGGUCAAGGAUAUGAUGGUGCUAGCAAUAUGAGAGGUAUUUAUAAUGGGUUACAAGCAUUGUUUCUUCAAGAGUGUCCUUAUGCUUAUUAUGUGCAUUGUUUUGCUCACCGCUUGCAAUUGACAUUGAAUGCUACAGCUAAAGGGGUGUAUGAGAUUUGGCAAUUUUUUCAACUUUAA
This is a messenger RNA of Rosa chinensis, 1146 nucleotides long. Its product is annotated as zinc finger MYM-type protein 1-like. The transcript is spliced from 2 exons. The record is from RefSeq and is a predicted model, not a curated record. The coding region runs from base 1 to 1146 and encodes 381 amino acids. Lineage: Eukaryota; Viridiplantae; Streptophyta; Magnoliopsida; Rosales; Rosaceae.